AUGUCUGACCAGAGAAGAACACAAAUGAGAUUGUCUUUGGCUGAAUUAAAACUAAUCAUAAUUGAUGAAAUAUCAAUGGUCUCGAACAUGGGUCUCCUGCAUAUUCACCAGAGAUUGAAAGAAAUAUUUGUUACACCUAAUAGUGAACUUUUUGCAGGAAUCAGUGUACUUGUUUUCGGAGAUUUCUUUCAGCUACCACCAAUUCGAAGCGCAACAACAUUUUCAAAUUAUAAGAAUGAUACAUUCAAUCUACACCAUCCCUGGCAUGUCUUUAAAAUGGCAGAAUUAACACAGAUCAUGAGACAAAAAGAUGACCUCGCCUUCACUCAACUACUAGAAAAUACAUGCAUGCAGAAACCCUCGCCUUGCUGACAAAACCGUUGUAUUUUCCGAACAUGAAGUAUCUAAAGUAGUUGUCAUGGUAACACGAUAACUUUUUAAGAAUAUUCUUACAAAUGAAAAUCGCCUAAAAAUAUCACUUUUAAUUACAAAAUUAUCAAUUUCCCAACAUAUUUAUGUUAGGUACGUAAUUAUACGUAAUACAAGCUUCAAUUUAAGGUAAAAUUCAACCACAAACAAUUCACAAAACGUUUUAAAGUGUUCUUUAUGAAACUAAACUGCCUUUAACUAUUAAAUGGCUUUAUCGAUAAACUUUGAGUUUGCAAUAAAAUUAUUUCAAAUUCUCGCUUGCAAAUAACUUUGCUUUAUUUUUUAUUUAAAAAAUUCAAUAUAAUAAAAAAGGGAAUCAAUAUUAAAGAUACACUGAAAUUAUAUGCUGUCUUGUUUAGUUGUUUCAUAUACGCAAAGGCCGUCGGGUUUUAAAGCCAUUAUAAAAUCAAUAUUUAAAACAAACUUACCUUCGUUAACGUCGGCUCCCUUCUUUUAGCUGAUUCUUUCGCCCUUUCUUUCUUGAAAUUUACAAAAUCUUGCAGAAAUACGAGCAAAAAUGAAGAAUAUUUGCAAGAAAUUUAUCAAUCAUCAAUCAUCAAAUCAAGAAAUGUUUGCUAUUUCGCUGUCGUCAUGCAGCCGUUAUAAUGCAAACUUUAAAUUGGACCAAUCAGUGUCCGUUAUUCAUGAAAGUCCGCCAUAUUUUUGAGAUCAGUGAGGAUGACCACCCAUCGUUGGUGACCGACGCCCGCGCUCAUUGAUGAACUUUAGACUUCGCUAAUGCUUUCGUUUCCCCGGGUGUAAAUAGCCGGGGGGAAUUAGUACCCUCGCACGGCGCUUCGCGCCGCCGGCUCGGGGAUUAAAUAGAGUGCGCACCGCUUCACAUACAGACGAUGACAUCAGGUGUAUUCAAUCCAGAACAAUAACUGCAGGUGAUGAAAAUUAUCCAUCGGAUGCAUUACACAUCUUUACAAAAAAUGCACCAGUAGAUGAGUACAAUAUUGACCGCCUACAACAAAUUCAAUUACCACAGUACGUUUUAGAAGCUUUAGAUCAAUUCCCACCUCAUGUUAGAAAACAGGAUAUCGAUAAAGUGUUGUCUAAAGGAAGAUCCGAAACUGGAGGGCUUCACACUAAAAUCCUGAUCAAAGAAAAUGCGAGAGUUAUGCUCACAACCAAUGUGGAUAUUAGCGAUCGACUAAUUAAUGGCCAGUUAGGUACAGUAAUAAAAGUUUCUGUUGACAAUGUUAGUAAUAAACCCUCCACAAUUUUUGUUAAAUUUGAUGACAGUAAUGCUGGAGUAUCUGCUGUACGAAAUUCGUCCAGUAGUUUUGCAAGAGAAAACAAUCUUGUUCCUAUCAAACCUGUAUUGGCGAGAAUUAAAGUCAGACCAGGAAAACCAUCAUCUCCUGAAAUGCAAAGAUUACAAUUUCCUGUAACUCUCGCAUGGGCAUGCACUGUUCAUAAAGUACAAGGAUUAACUGUAGAUAACAUUGUGGUCAGUUUUGAUUUAAAAAAGCAAUGGUAUUUUAACUAUGGUCAGGUAUAUGUAGCACUUAGUCGAGCAACGUCUUUAAAUGACCUGCAUAUUUUAGGAACACUUGAAAGUAAACAUAUUCGAGCUAAUCCUAAAGUCCAGAAAGAAAGGCCUGCUCUGGGACCUUAACUCGCCGCGAGAUAAGGCGAGCCUAUGCGAGUUAAGGCGAGAUAGGGCGACUUAAGGAAAGAUCUAGCCUGCAUGGCAGGCGGUACUUGGGAAAUACCGCCUGCCGCAAAACUGGGUGUAAAUGAACUACCGCCCCUGAAGCAUCAAAGCUAUUUAUAGAUGCAUUAAGUAAAUAUUCCAAAUUAGCCACUCCCAAGUUGCUACCAAGUCUCAACAUAAAAUAUUAAAUUCUGGCCUUGAUUAUCAUCACCGCCCGACUGAAUUUUAAAAUCCUCGUGAAAAUGUUUUAUAUUUCGUUAUACAAUAUAAAUGUACCGCCCGACAAAAUAAUUCAAGACAGUUAAUUUUUUUAUAUUUUAUAUAGAGUUUUUAUUGCCAUUUUAAACUUCAAAUUUGAAACAAACAGAAUUUUGAAUGAAAUUUCAUUGUAUUUUAAAGAAACUCAGUCAUUCUGUCAUUGUUCGUGGAGAUACGAACUAUUGAUAUACUGUAUAAAUUAUAUAAAUAUAAAAUAUAAAAAAUAAAUCUCCCACUGUCUUCGACAUUUCAAAGUGUAGACUGUGUCUAGUGAUGAGAAUUAAGGAAUUUAUUUUAUGUGCAGCCUAUAAGUAAUAUAAACCAAGCCGCCCGUUUAACUGCCUUAAAAUGGUGGUUUAAUAAGCUCAAAAUACAAAGCAUGCAAGUCUAUACUAUAGAUUCAUCAUCAGUCAACAACCAAACUGAAAGUUUUGAACCUUAUAGAACGAUAGUUUUUAUUUGUUUGCAACUAUAUACAUGCAUAUUCAACGGGUAUAUAAGAGUUUUAACUGUUAUUUAAUAAUUACUGCAUCAACCGUCCCAUACCCCUAGUUUAUACUUUGGAGGUUCGUAUAUCUAUCAAGUAUCUUUGCUUCAGAACAUGAUAGGCCUAUAUGAAAAUCCCACCGUUCGAUUCAGUGAAGAAAUAUCUCCUAAUUUCUAUCGAUAGUUUUAGUAAAAUGUCAACAUUAUUGCGAUUUAUGGCCUUUGAAAGUCAAGCGAGAUCGUAUAUUAUCAAAUUAAUAUACGCAUGUAUUUGUCUGAAAGAAAAUAUAGACUAGCCCAUACCUUUCGUCGAUCAUAACUUCGGCCCCUUCGGACGUAUCUUCUUUGUUAAAUAUUCUUGUUCGAAUCGCUAUCAAAAACACUAUUCAGAGUGUUAUUUUUCAGCUCGUAUCUUUAAAUUUGCUUCUUUUAUUAUGGUAUUCCAUUUCUGCAUGGUCUGACUUGUGAUUGUGAACUAAUUUCAAAACGCAGAGUUUCAAAACGUCAAAACAUUUGGUUAAUGAUUAACAUUUAACCGAAUUUAGCCGUUGAUUGACAACUACAUAAAAAUACUAACCAAUCCGUUUUUCCGUUCACCAGCGGACGGGUAAUUCAAAAAUCCCUAGUUUUGCGGCAGACGGUAUUUCCUUUGCCUCCCUAAUUUUCGCUGCCUGUAGAAAUACCGCCUGCCACGCAGGCUAGAAAAGAUCUGGCUACUGACCCUUGCGAGUUAAGGCGAGAUAAGGCGAGUUAAGGAAAAAUCUGGAUAUUGUAUACACACUAUGUAUUUUGCUUUGUUUGUGCAUUAUGCAAAGCAAGUAUGCAGUACUUGAAGUAGCAGGCCUAGAAAAGUGUUUUAUUCUAUAUUCUACAAUACAUACAUGAUAUGCAAAAAACUCGGGACCUGGAAACAAGUUGCAUCAAAACGAGGCUGGUAGCCAGAUGCCAAAUUGUAUAAUUUGAGGCAUUAUGCAUAGUGUAUAUAGAACUGCAUUGUUUCCUAAAUCUUCACAGUAUCAGUUGCUAACUUGCUAUGACUAGCUUCAUCACAUAUUUUGUAAUUUUUAGCUGUUUUCAUGAAUCAUGACAUCAAUUAGGUUCGAAUUUGUUUGCAAGCAGCAGUUCUUGUAUUCAAUUUUUAAUUUAAUUUAAUAUAAACAUUGAUAUGAAACAAAGAGAAACUAAAAAGCUUGCUAGGAAAUUAUAGAUUAUUUACUAUUAAAUUUAGCACUUUAAUAACUAUUUUAAUUAACGAUAUUUCGAACCACAAUGAUAUAUUAAAUGAUAACCAACGGUCAUAAUACUAAAAUUAAUGCCCAACUUACUUGCUUUGGAAACGUAAAUGAAUGUAAAUGACAAUGAUUCCUCUGUAUAAAACUGUAUUAUUGUUUAAUAAUAUAUAUUCCUAUUUCCUAUCAAGCUUUUAUAUUCAGAAUUCACUGCCUCUCAUUAACACUAACACUAAGUAUUGCAAGCAGAUUGUAAUUUUUCCGCUGAAGGGAGCAAUCAACCUCGUUCCCAGGGCUUCAAUAUUUUCAAUAUCUGUUCCCAGACAGCAUCCCGCCCCCCUGGUAAACGGAAUCUUCCUUCCCAUCAUCGCGGUAAUUCCUCUGUGGUCGGGGGGGAGGUCUACGCAGUCUAUAAGUCAGAAUCAUUCGAUUCCGCAAAGGCAAUAUGGCGGGAUAUGCAUCAUUUUAAUCAACCUAGUCCCAGUCGUUCUGAAGCAAGCGCGAGAAAAAAGUGGAUGUAGUACGAGACUGGGACCUAGGUGUGACGUCACCGCUCAAGGUGCUUCAGAACGCCUAGCAGAUUUCAGUAUUUUUAAUAUGGCGGAAAAUUUAUAUAUACAAGUAACCUUUUAAUUAUAAAUACGAUAAUGUUCGUUCAUCAUGUACAUGUUCGAUGUCUACAUAACCAAAUCAAACUGUAUUAAAAAUGUGCUCAACUAAAAAAAUUAUAUACAAAUUUACGAUACCGAGUUUGAGCAAUCGUUGAUGUUAUUUAUGUACUCGCAAGUUGUGAUCAACACUAGACCAUACUGGUAUACACAACUACGCUUUCUACUUGACAGGUUUAAAUUGCUGAUGAGAUUGGAAAUAUUUGCCUGACAUGACGGUGUUGUCAAAACAUUCAUAGUCGGAGACUCGGCAUAAUUUUCAAGCUUCUAGAUAGCAUUUAAUAUGGCUAUAUAUUUUAGUAAACACGAGCCAUAUUUAGCCCGUUAUUCCAUUCUGAUCGUAUGGCCGCGAAACGUAGCCUACUUCAUUGUUCCGAGAGCAUUAGAGCAAAACUAAUCUACUAAUCUGUCUACUUUCAAAUCUCUGUACAGAUAAAGCAACCGGUCGCGAUGAGAUAUCUGCCAGAUUGUUGAAAGAGUGUUCGAACGAGAUUGCUCCAUCCUUAACAGCGCUGUUCAACAAAUCACUCACUCUUGGUAAAGUUCCCCAGGAAUGGAAGGAAGCUAAUGGUGUCCCUGUUCCCAAGAAAGGUGAUGUUCACGAGGUCAGUAACUAUCGGCCGAUUUCCCUGCUGUCACUAGUGUCGAAACUUCUCGAGCAAGUUGUGCAUUUGCACGUGUCGGAAUUUGUUGAAUCAUCACUGAGUAAUCUGCAACAUGGUUUCCGCAAAAGACGUUCGUGUGUCACCCAACUUCUUCGCGUUUUCCACGACGUUGGUAAAGCCCUAGACUCGGGAAAGGAAGCUGACAUGGUUUAUUUAGACUUCUCCAAAGCCUUUGAUUCUGUUUCUCAUCGAAACCUUCUUUUGAAACUUGAACAACAUGGUAUCUCCGGUUCAUUGUUGAACUGGUUCUCCGACUAUUUGAGCGAAAGACGUCAGCGAGUAGUGGUCGACGGUGUGUCAUCCUCGUUUCUUAAUGUAACAUCAGGGGUACCACAAGGCAGCGUACUCGGCCCACUUUUGUUCUUGAUUUAUGCAAACGACCUCCCAAAGGCAGCGAAUCAUGGCACAGUGCCCAUGUUUGCUGAUGACAGCAAAUGCUAUCGUCAAAUAACCCAACCUCGAGAUAGAGAUCUUCUUCAGGAUGACCUAAAUUCCCUACACCAAUGGUCUAAGACGUGGGACUUAAAUUUCAAUGCGAAGAAGUGUGUUGCGCUCAUAUUUUCACGAAAGAAAACCUCCGUUCCACCUCAAGACUACUUCCUAAACCAGCAACUUAUAAAGUCUUCCUCCACACAGAGUGAUUUGGGUAUCCUGGUGAGCGACAAUUUAAAAUGGUCCCAACACAUCAUCAAUAUCGUUUCUAAAGCCAACAGAAUGCUUGGGUUUCUGCGCCGCAAUUGUUUCCACCUCACUGACGUGGAUGCUCGCCGCCUUCUGUAUUUGUCUCUGGUCCACUCUCACUUAUCGUUCGGCUGCGAAGUCUGGGCUCCUCAAGGUGCGUCUGCUGAUCUGCUUCAUCUCGAAGGAAUUCAACGCCGGGCAACAAAGUUUAUUCUUCAGGACUAUGAUUUGUCAUACGUUGGUCGCUUGAAAAAACUAAAUCUAAUCCCCCUUUCCUACUGGCAUGAAAUUAAAGACAUUAUAUUCCUCUACAAAUGUAAAUACGGGAUGUACGAAAUUGACAUGAAUCAGUAUAUAACCCAACCUCUUCACCACUCCACUCGUUCCAGUUCUGGUGAUCUUCGUCCAAACCUGUGCAAAACCUCCCUCUUCCGAAACUCAUACUUUAACAGAAUUGUAUUUUUAUGGAACAAUUUACCGUCUGAUAUCAAAUCAUCUUCGUCAGUCACCAUACUUAAAUCUAAACUAUAUAUAUAUUACACUAGAAAGCUGAAUAGUACUUUUGAUGUAGACCGUCCUAGAACAUGGAAAACUGUAUGCAGUAAAUGUCAUUCUUUACAUACAAUCUGUUGUUCAUAGAUGUAAUUAUAAUUGUUGUAUGUCCUAAUGUUUAUGUAUAUAAUAUGUAUUCUUGUAAUACCUAUAAGUAAUUAUGUAAUGUACGUUUUUGGUGGGACUUAAUUAGGGACUCACGUCCUGUUGUCGUUACCUUCGGUCAUUUGAUUGUAAAGUUAAUAAAAAAAAAUAAAAAAAUAAAAAUAUAUCACAAAUAUUAUUGGCUUGCUACCGCCACCUUUGCCACCAUCGCCUCACUACCUCAACUGCUACUGCUGCAUAUAUAUUGUACUUGUACUAUCCUGCAAAUUUUAUUUUUGUAGAGCAAUAUUAUUAAUAUUAAAACAACCAUUAUAUAUCAGAAAUAUUAUUGGCUUGCUACCACCGCCACCAUCGCCACCACCACCUCACUACCUUAACUGCUACUGCUGCAUAUAUAUUGUACUUGUACUACCCUGCAAAUUUUAUUUUUGUAGAGCAAUAUUAUUAAUAUUAAAACAACCAUUAUAUAUCACAAAUAUUAUUGGCUUGCUACCACCGCCACCAUCGCCACCACUGCCACCAUCGCCUCACUAUCUCAACUGCUACUGCUGCAUAUAUAUUGUACUUGUACUACCUGCAAAUUUUAUUUUUGUAGAGCAAUAUUAUUAAUAAUUUUGAAACAAAUGAUAGCGAUAUUACAUUUAUUAAACGACGUUUCGAUGCUACAGCGUGCAUCAUUUUCAAGUUAUAGUAUUACAUAUAUUGCGUUGAUUUUAAUUAAACCGUUCGUGUCACGUUAGCAAAUUAUUGCGUAAGCAUGCAAAAUUUAAAUUUAUAUGACGUAAUAAAUUACAUAAAUUACAUUUAAAAGAAAACAUAAAACAGAUUAAACAUAUUUCUGUCUUUCAUAAAUAUAUAACAUGCACACAAAAAACAACAACAAACAAACAUACUAAACAAAACAAAACAAACAUAAAGCCCAUUAAUUAUAGGACUAAGUAUAAAGUUUUGAACGAAUUGAGUCCGAUUGAGUGUUCAAGGACGGCGAUAGUUCCUUAAUAUACAGCAUUUCGUAUAGAAGACACUCAUACUUUCCUUGGCAUUUUCGUAGAAUUGAAAAGCAACCUUCAAUUCUCGACGCAUCCUCUUCGUGAUCUUCCCUCAUAUGUUUCCAGAUUACCGAUCGCUUGUGCUCAUCAAUGCGCUGAUGUAAGUGCCGACUAGUAUAGCCAACAUAAUCUGUAUCGCACAGAUCACAUUUAUAUCUAUACACAAUGCCAAGGAAAGUAUGAGUGUCUUCUAUACGAAAUGCUGUAUAUUAAGGAACUAUCGCCGUCCUUGAACACUCAAUCGGACUCGAUUCGUUCAAAACUUUAUACUUAGUCCUAUAAUUAAUGGCUUUAUGUUUGUUUUGUUUAGUAUGUUUGUUUGUUGUUGUUUUUUGUGUAAUGUUAUAUAUUUAUGAAAGACAGAAAUAUGUUUAAUCUGUUUUAUGUUUUCUUUUAAAUGUAAUUUAUGUAAUUUAUUACGUCAUAUAAAUUUAAAUUUUGCAUGCUUACGCAAUAAUUUGCUAACGUGACACGAACGGUUUAAUUUAAAUCAACGCAAUAUAUGUAAUACCACAGAGUAGAGACAUACAGAGACGUAACUAGUGUACCCACUUUUUUUGUGCGCAUGCUCGGCAAGUUACUAGAUGCAUGCAUCUGAUUGGAUGACGACCUGAUGACGACUCAUUUUAAACUUGCUGAGCACGCGCAGUUGAUCAUUUUUUGCCCGGUCGCUUGAAAAAAAGUGGGUACAUGAUAACGUCACAGAAUAGGAAGUUAUACCAGAAGCGUAACUCGAGCAAAUAUUUGUCCGCGAUUUUACAAGCGAUUCGUCAUCAAUCACGCCAUCCUGGCUAGUACAACCGGCACUUUGUACCUACCAAAUCCUGAUAAAAACUUCCGGCUGUACUAGCCAGGAUGGCGUGGCUUGACGUGAGCGAGUUAAAAUUUUCGUGUACGUCAAACAAUAAGGGAAACGACUAGAGUUACGCUUCUGGUAUAACUUCCUAUUCUGUGACUUAACCGUAUUAAUAUGUUGCCUGAUGAUUGCUUGUUGCAUGAAACUUAAAGUAGCAACUUAUUCAAUUGAAAAAUUGUAUUAAAAUAUUAAAUUAUUAUUAUAUGCUCUACAAUUGUCUUGUAUUGAGAACUCUUUAUUCUUAAAAACGGGAAAUUACUUUAUGAAAUUAUAUAUAUAUAUAUAUAUAUAUAUAUAUAUAUAUAUAUAUAUAUAUAUAUAUAUAUAUAUAUAUAUAUAUAUAUAUAUAUAUAUAUAUAUAGGUUUCUAUACGCCAUAUUGCAGGGCGUGCAAAAACAUUGGGGCGAGCGCGCGGCCACCAAUGGCGCCCAUACUAUUUCCUAUUGAGUGAGUGAAAAUUACCUUUUGACAUUUUGUCCUUUUUCUCAAAAAACUUCUAUACAAGCAUAUCCAAUUUUUAUUUUUAGAUAAUCGCUGGGUUUUUUCUGAUAUGUGGCCGAGAUUUCUUGCUAAUCGAAGGACAGGAAGUAAUAAAAAACGGCGGCUUUGUUGUACCACUUGACCGACGAUUUUUGUACAAAUAUACAAAUAUAAACAGUAAUAAUGGCGGACACCAAAGUACUUACACACUUAAUUGACAAAUAUUCUUCCAAAGGUGUGCAACAAAAGCCGCCGUUUUUUAUCACUUCCUGUCCUUCGAUUAGCAAGAAAUCUCGGCUACAUAUCAGAAAAAGCCCAGCGAUUAUCUAAAAAUAAAAAUUGGAUAUGCUUGUACAACAAAUAUAUUGCCUGCUAUGUUUUGACUGUUUAAAAUAUUACACAACACAAUGAUUGUUUUACUGUAUAAAUAUAUAAUAAAAUAAUAAAUAUGUGGUAUUUGACUACUUACCAGAUGAGGAUAAGUUUCCAUGUUGAUAGAUAACUUCGGAAUAAUAUACGUGCAAGUAGAAUGGCACGUAUAAAAAUUGUAAAACUUUCAGAUUGAACUAUAGUAUAGUAACACUCUUAGUACUCUUUUAAUUUUAAUAUAGUGUUCUCGUGCUACAUAAGUCUUUAUAAAUAAAUAAACAGAUCCCUACGAAUAAAAUUCGUUACUAACCAAGUAUAACAACACUAUAAUAUAUAGUACACACGUUCAAUUUCUUGUUAGCCGCCAUCUUGGAUUAUUUUUGUACAACAUUGUAUAUCUAAGCCAUUAUCUAAGCCCAAUGAUCUAAGCUCGUCGCUAAUUGGUGAACAAUUACAUCAUCGUAAAUUUGUAAGCUCGUUGCUGAUCGGUGCCACCCAUUUACUCGCACGAUGGCAUAGCUCUGCUCCGCAGAUACAACAAACGCUCAAAAACUUCAACGUUGUGAAGUUAUCUUAA
Messenger RNA from Paramuricea clavata, 10067 nucleotides. NCBI's taxonomy places the organism in Eukaryota, Metazoa, Cnidaria, Anthozoa, Malacalcyonacea, Plexauridae. The record is from the annotation of a GenBank genome assembly.